GGUCGUCAUACAAAAACUGGACAAUUGGCAGCCAUCAAAGUCAUGACUGUCACGGAGGAUGAAGAAGAGGAAAUCAAACUGGAAAUAAAUGUACUAAAAAAAUUCUCCAACCACAGAAAUAUAGCCACCUAUUAUGGAGCAUUUAUCAAGAAAAGCCCAGCUGGCAAGGAUGAUCAGUUAUGGCUGGUCAUGGAGUUCUGUGGAGCUGGCUCAGUGACAGAUCUGGUCAAAGCAACAAAAGGCAAUUUUCUCAAAGAAGAGUGGAUUGCUUAUGUAUGCCGGGAGAUUUUACGGGGCUUGGCCCAUCUCCAUGCCAACCGAGUGAUUCAUCGAGACAUCAAGGGACAGAAUGUUCUGCUCACAGACAAUGCUGAAGUGAAAUUAGUUGAUUUUGGAGUCAGUGCCCAGCUUGAUAAAACCAUUGGCAGGAGGAAUACUUUCAUUGGAACUCCAUAUUGGAUGGCCCCUGAAGUCAUAGCCUGCGAUGAGAAUCCUGAUGCAACUUACGACAAGCGGAGUGACCUCUGGUCUUUGGGCAUAACUGCAAUAGAAAUGGCUGAAGGAAAACCUCCUCUGUGUGAUAUGCAUCCCAUGAGGGCUCUGUUUUUAAUCCCAAGAAAUCCUCCACCUCGCCUAAAAAAUCCAAACAAAUGGUCUAGUAAGUUCCACAACUUUGUCGAUUGUUGCCUGGUGAAGGAUUAUCAGCAACGUCACUCUACAGAACAACUGCUCAAGCACCCCUUCAUCAAGGACCAGCCCACUGAGAGGCAGGUUAGGAUUCAGCUGAAAGAUCACAUUGACAGACACAAGAAAAAUCGUAAAG
Molecule: messenger RNA, 823 nt
Organism: Candidula unifasciata
Lineage: Eukaryota; Metazoa; Mollusca; Gastropoda; Stylommatophora; Geomitridae
Source: the annotation of a GenBank genome assembly